AUGGGUCUCCUUCAGCUGCUGGCCAGCCUGACGCUGGUCGCUGGGCUGGUGGGCACUUGCCAUGCGUACUCCUUGGGCGACUUUGUGCCUACAGCCCGGCGGGGCCAGUUCCAGACGGUGUCCCUUCCCAUACCAAAGCCCCAAGCGUUCCGCCCCGGGGACAACUACAAGAUCCAGUUCAGCUUCGCAGGCGACCAGUUUGUCACCCCCUGGCUGCUGGUCAUGGGGCGCUACCUGUCCCUCGUCUCCUACCUGGACGUGGAGCUGACGCACACGGGCGGUGAGCUGCGGAGCGUGCGGGCCGCGGUCUACGACCUGCCCCACCGCGAUGCCGCGGCCCACCCGCUCCUGGUGUCCCAGUGGGCCAACGCCAGCCACUGGCCCAAGCCACUGCUGGUGCAGUACCGCUGGGUGGCUGGGGCGGAGGUGCGGGGCGACCACGCGCUGCUCCUCCUCUUCGCCGCCGCGGCCGCGCUGCUGGGCCUGGUGCUGAGCAACGCGUACCGCUCGUACCGUCGCCACCUGGCGGCCUUCGUCGUGGCCGUGGCCGCGCCCACGCAGCCCAAGGCGGACUGA
Molecule: messenger RNA, 576 nt
Organism: Auxenochlorella protothecoides
Lineage: Eukaryota; Viridiplantae; Chlorophyta; Trebouxiophyceae; Chlorellales; Chlorellaceae
Exons: 3
Coding region: 1-576 (191 amino acids)
Source: RefSeq, a predicted model, not a curated record